Striga hermonthica is the source of this 381-nucleotide messenger RNA. NCBI's taxonomy places the organism in Eukaryota, Viridiplantae, Streptophyta, Magnoliopsida, Lamiales, Orobanchaceae. The record is from the annotation of a GenBank genome assembly.
AUGAAGAAUUUUGCAGGGAGUCCUGGGACUUGGACUGGGCUAGCUUUGAGGAUGGCUCAGUGCUUAUUUGCAGCUGGUUCAAUUGCUUCAAUGGCCACCACAACUACUUUCUUCAAUUACACUGCUUUCUGCUACUUAAUUGCUUCAAUGGGUCUACAAGUGAUGUGGAGCUUUGGUCUUGCUUUCAUGGAUGCCUACUCAAUAUUAAGGAAAAAUAAAAAUGUGGUUGACAAUCCUGUAAUAGUGAGCCUCUUUGCAGUGGGCGAUUGGGUGACCGGGACAUUGUCCCUUGCGGCAUCGUCUUCGUCGGCAGGGAUUGCUGUGUUGUACUUUGGUGACUUGGAAAACUGGAAGGCUCAAGAAUCAGCUGGUUUUUUUUAG